GCCAAUGGGCAAAGGCUUUAGCUUUAUUCCCGGAAGUCCCUAUUGGUGACUGUAUCGUUUGUUUUCUCUUCCCAAAUUAGGUUUAUCGAGAAAAUCAAGUCCCUUUCUAUAAACAUGUAUUUAAUCGACAGGGUAUAUAAUUUCUGUUCGGUGUCCUGUGUAUGAACGAUUUGAUGUUUAUGAAAGAGACAGCGUGCCACUGGUACUGAGAAUCUGUUAUCGACAUCAGCGGUCACUGGACAGAUUCUUGCAAGAAGAUUCAUAGUGAGGUCAUGGCUGAAGGCAGUGGUAUGGAGGGAACCCCGACCACAGGGGUAGACUUACCACAGCCCACUAAUGGAGGGUUCCCCGGUCCACCUCCCCCAAUUUACUCUUGCACGUUGAAUCCUGCCCUGGAGGCCAAGGCUCGUGAGGAGUUGCAGGAGAAGCCCGAGUGGCGUUUGCGUGACGUACAGGCGCUGCGGGACAUGGUGCUGAAGGAACACCCACACCUGCGCACGCGUCUGGACGAUGCAUUCCUGCUGCGUUUCUUGCGCGCCAGAAAGUUUGAUUAUGACCGUGCUCUCCAGUUGCUGCUGAACUAUCACGCCAGCCGACGGGCCUGGCCCGAGGUUUUCCAUGACCUCCGGCCCUCUACGGUUAAGCACGUGUUGGAGCGAGGCGUCCUAACAGUGUUGCCCCAGUCAGACAACCAUGGGCGCUACAUUCUAUGUCUCAGGCCAGGGAAGUGGAGGCAAAAUGAUUACCCGUUUGUGGACAACAUCCGGGCGAUCUACCUGACACUUGAGAAGCUGAUCGAGGCAGAGCAGACCCAGGUGAAUGGUCUGGUGAUCCUCGUGGACUACAGUGGCGUGGGGCUGUCCCAGGCAUCCAACCCUGGACCGUUCCUGGCCAAGAAGGUGGUAGGAAUCCUGCAGGAUGGUUUUCCUAUCAGAAUAAAAGCUGUGAACAUCAUCAAUGAGCCACGCAUCUUUAAGGGAAUAUUUGCCAUUAUUAAGCCCUUCCUAAAGGAGAAGAUGGCUGAGAGGUAUGUCCUUCACGGUUCGGACCUGUCCUCCCUACACCGAAGCAUCCCGCGUUCGGUGCUACCCGAGCAGUACGGCGGCGUGGCCGGCCAGCUAGACAUGGCGGUGUGGACCCAGACGCUGCUGGAUGCCGAGGAGAACUUUGUGGUGGAGUUCUGUCAGCCUGAGCCGCUGGAGGAUGGCGUGCUGCCGGACUCCAUGCUGUUUGACGGCGAGCACAGCGGCAGUGGCGCUCAUGGAGAGGACACGUUCAGGAGCCUGCGCUCGCAGCUCUACUACUGUUACUGACCACCGCACUGACUGCUGCGGACCUCCACACUGCUCAUCACGUCAGCCAUGACAGAUGGCUUCGCUGCUCCCAUUAGUGAUUGCUCUGCCAUUACUGCCCGCAGUGACUGACCACACACUUAUGGCACUCCUCUGUCCUACUGACUUACAUCACUACUGACCGCUGUUAUUUGCUUCCAUUCCGCUAACCACUGUUCUUGCUCUAAUGGUUUCAUUACUGCUGGGCCCUCCUGCUCACCCGCUGUUGGAAACCUUGCUACUGAACGAUGUGUUGACGAAUGCUCUCUGUUCACCCCAGACAUUGAUUUGAGAGAGAACGACGUUAAUUCUUAUAUGAUGGGAAUUUUGAAAUGUAUGUUUUAUGUCCUGAGUUAUAUUUUUGUGUAAUUUGCAAUUAUGUCAAUUUACUCUGAGGUGGUCUUGCCAAAGUCUAUAGCCAUUUCUGAAUAUGAGUUGUGAGGUGGAAGUUAAAGGGAGACUAUUUAAUAAUGUUGCUUUAUCUUGCGUUAGCCACUCAUUUUGUUUGACACCCAAAGAUGGUUUGCCUUAAUCGGAGAUGGGGCUAGUGUAGUUGAGCAUCCAGUAUCUUAUGAAUGGGAGGACGGGCAGCAGUCUGGAUAUCUACCAGUCUUCACUUGGGUGGUCUACACUAAAGAUUAAUUUGUUCCUCUCCAUGCUUUUCUUGCAUACCCAUUCAGUCUUAAUACAAAUAGCCAAACUGUAUGUGAAUUGCUCUUAGAUGUAUAGAUGUAUGUAUACUAGAUGUAUAGCCAGUGCAGUGAAAGCAUCUGCAUUGUAUGGAUGUAAGUGUAUGUAUCUCACUGUAAACGCUGUUACCCGCCACAUGUGCACACACAAAUACCACUCUGUCCAGUCAGCUAAGGUAUUGUUAUAGAGCUGGAACUGACCUCUACAGACAUCACCAAGCACUGGCUGUGAGUCUUCCAUCUUGAUCAUAUCACAUGCUUCAAACAAACAUUGUGGUCAUUUAAAACCUGCCAUUUUGUUAUCUCUUUCCCCUUUUGCCAAAAAGAGAGAUAAAAACAUGAAAGGGACAUUUAAUUUAGUAUUUGUACAGAUCCACCUCUAUAGUUAACUUUGAUUUUCCAUGUUUUCACAUUGUUCAUGAUCCCUGGCAGGAUUUUUUUUAUUAUAAUAACCAGGUAGCUUCUGUCCAUUGAGAUGUGGACAGGCAUAUAUUUCAAAUUAGUGUAUGUGGGUUGCUUCUCAAAAACAUCACCAGAAACAGCCUGGAUACCUUAAUAAAGCGUUGGCUUUGUGUACUGGAA
Messenger RNA from Alosa alosa (allis shad), 2602 nucleotides. RefSeq names its product tocopherol (alpha) transfer protein-like (gene ttpal). The record is from RefSeq and is a predicted model, not a curated record. Gene Ontology annotation, molecular function: phosphatidylinositol bisphosphate binding. Bases 273 to 1313 code for a protein of 346 amino acids. The transcript is spliced from 5 exons. Gene Ontology annotation, cellular component: membrane. Lineage: Eukaryota; Metazoa; Chordata; Actinopteri; Clupeiformes; Clupeidae.